Molecule: messenger RNA, 867 nt
Organism: Candidozyma auris
Lineage: Eukaryota; Fungi; Ascomycota; Pichiomycetes; Serinales; Metschnikowiaceae
Gene: LHP1
Product: Lhp1p
Exons: 1
Coding region: 1-867 (288 amino acids)
Biological process (GO): RNA processing
Cellular component (GO): nucleus
Molecular function (GO): mRNA binding
Source: RefSeq, a predicted model, not a curated record
AUGUCUGAUUCGGUUUACACAGGAGAAGACUUUGAUGCCAGAGUAAGAAAGCAGGUGGAGUUUUACUUCUCAGAUUCGAACCUUCAAACGGAUCGUUUCCUCUGGAGAAUCUAUGAAGCGAACGAUGGAUGGGUUGAGUUGAAGACGAUCUUGACAUUUGGAAGAAUGAGACAGUAUAGACCUGAAGAAAGGGUGAUCGCUGCUUUAAAACAAUCGGACAAGCUCGUUUUGUCUGCCAAUGAGGACAUGAUCAGAAGAAAAGCUCCUUUGAAGGACCGUAACGAAUUGAAAAACAACAGAAGAAGAAACUCGGUGCACAUUGAAGGAUUUCCCACCAGUGUGACACAGGAGGUAUUGGAAGAGUGGUUCAAUGACAAAAUAGUGCCCAAGUUGCCUAAGGAACAGGCGAUCUGCUCUGUACGUAGAAUCCGAAACAGAGCCAAAGAGUUCUUUGGUGUGGUUGACGUGGAGUUCAAGAAUCAAGAAGAUCUGGAGUUCUUCUUGCUGUUGGACGUCAGCUACCCUCAAGGUGUGGUUGAGGGUGUCGAAGAGAAGGAUCUCUUGAAGAAGAUGUCUCUUUUGAGAUACAGAGAGUUGAAGGAAUCGGGCAAGAGAUUUGGUGUCAAUGAGGUGACAAAGAGAAGAAGCUCCUUCAAGGACAGUAACAAUAAGAGAGCCCGCAAGGAUGAGAAGAAGGAAGGUGAAGGUUCGACUGAGUCCGAGGAAAAGGACAAUACAGAAAAGACAAGCGAGAUAGCGACGGAAGGCACAAAAGAGGGUGGAGAGGAAGCCAAAGGAGAGGGUAAUGAACAGCCUAAAGAAGGCGCUAAGGAAGAGGCCAAGGAGGAGAGUACAAAGGAGGAUUAA